Messenger RNA from Spirodela intermedia, 6881 nucleotides. NCBI's taxonomy places the organism in Eukaryota, Viridiplantae, Streptophyta, Magnoliopsida, Alismatales, Araceae. The record is from the annotation of a GenBank genome assembly.
AUGCAGCUACAGUAUUCCCUUCUCCGCUCAAUCCCGUCUUCGUCGCCGGGACCUUCCACGAGCUUCCCACUGCCGCCGCUCCGCAGCCUCCCGCGGUUCACCUCAACCUCCGGUGCGAGGCCCCCGGCCCGGUCCCACGCGAGCGUAGUCUGCUGGUCCUUGGGCGACAGAUGGAACUUGCAGAAUAUCGACUCAGGUGAGUGGUUAUUUCUCCUUUUCAGAUUUCUGACUCUGAUUUCAUUUCAUGUUCUCUCCACCGACCUUCCCCAGCUCCUACCAUUUUUUUCUCUUAUUUUUCCAGUUUUCUUGUCAGUAGAUGCUGUACAGGAGAGGCUGACCUCGUGGUUUCUGAAGGCCCGGACGGUGAUCACAGAGGUCGCCGGGCCGCUCGUCAAUUCCGGACCAGGAAUAAGGUCCGAUCCUCCGGCGGAUCUGGAGAACGUGGGAAUUGACGAAGUCGUGAUGCCGGUUCCUGAGAUGACCGUUAACUGGAAGACGCCCAAUGGAGUCCUCUCUUUAGAAGCAGCCGUCUCUAUAGAGCAAUUCAGCCGGUAGCUACAAAAUUAUCUCCACUCUUUUAAGCCUGUCCUUUAUUCCGGAUUUCCUGUGUAAUGAUUAGUCUUUAACUAUGACAUAUGGGCCACUUCUCGGACAGGAUGAUUGGGCAAACCGGGGGGAAGAUGCAGAAGAUAUUCGAAGCACAGGCUCCUGUCUCCAUCCGUAGUGACGCACGCAGCUUUCUGGAGUACUGCUGCUUUAGAUAUUUAUCCAGAGAUAAUUCCCAUAUUCAUCCUUGCUUGAAGGUAUGCUCCCAUCCAUGAUAUGACCUAUAAAUACUUUUCCAGAAAAAUUCAGACUUUUGCCAUGUUUGAAAGUAUUAUCUUCCCCCUCCUGUCCCCCCUUAUAUUAAUUCUAAUGUUUUUCAGGGGAAAAGUAGAUGUGGGUACAUAUUUUCUCCAUUAGUAGAGAGUUAGACAUUAAUAGGCUUUUUCUGAAUAAGGAAUUUAAUUGAUUUUUCACAACCCAUGUGUUAAAAAAAAAAAACUCUUCACUUUGAUUAUUUGCAUCGUCAUAAAUUUGAUUAUUUGCAUCUUUUAUUUAGUGGUUAUAUAGAAGAAAUCUGUGUUGGUGUCCAUUUUUUUUUGAUAAUGCAUCCAAAAUUAUUGGAACUACGGUCAUGUAAGUUAGUUUAGUCCUGCUUAUGACGUUCUAGUAAUUGGAACAUCACCUCAUAACUCUCUAUUGUUUGCAAAAACAGUAGUGGACGAAUCUCUUGAAUAUAAGACUUGUGACAUGUUUCCCUUUCCUUGUGAAUCUUGAUUGUAUGCGCAAUCACAAUCCAUGUUUUACCGCGGCUCAGAUACAUCUGAUUGGUUUUCAUUUAUCUAUAGUUGAGGAAAGAGAGAACAACUAGGCUGUUCAUCACAUGGCAUUUCUUUCAAUUAUGUAGGUUAGAAGAAAACAUGUUGAUUCCAUGAUGAAUUUUUCCUUGUUUUCAGGAGUCUGCGUUUCAGAGGCUGAUUUUUAUAACAAUGCUUGCUUGGGAGAAACCUUACUGCGAAGACAACCACCAUAAUUAUCAACUGGAGAGCUCAUCUCUGAAGGUAUUUUUGGAUCCAGAAAACAAGUUCUCAUCUCAUAUAACCAAUAUAGAUAUUUUCAUAUAAAAUGUCAUUUCUCUGUUUAAAUAUAUAAUUUACCUCUAACUUUUGAACAAUCUAAAGGUCGAUAACAUCUAUUGCUUAUUUCUGUAAAAUAAAUUCAAAGCUCCAAAAGAGUUAGUUAUUCAAUUAUUAAGCUAGUGCACCUUUGUGAUACGUAUUUAUUCAGUUUUCUUUAUCAUAACCUAUGAGUAGUCUGAUAGGUUGUCAGACGUAAAUUUGUUUGGCUGAGAACACAUAGUAGGAUUAGACUUGAUGAAUAAAUUCUUAGUUCAUUUAAGCUUCAUUGUUUCAUCACCUGAAACUAAUUUCGUGAUGUUAGUAUUUACUGCCCAGAUCAAAUGAGAACCGCCAAGAAACAUGACUCUAAAAUAAUUUUCCUCUAAUGUCAAUGACAUGGAAGUGAUGAUACGGCAUCUCCAUCAUGACCUAGCAAUGUUUGGUCCUUACCAUUUAGCUACUUCUGUCCAUUUUCGUUUAAAAAACCACCUUCUCUAUGGUUUGAUUCAUUAGACAAACAAUUACUUUUUUCAUUGCAUUGUUUUCAAUGUCAGAAUCUUGGUACAGAGUUGAUUUGUCUUGUAAUUUAUUUCCAGUCAUUUUUCUCCUUGACCUUGUAGGGAAAAUGUGUUGGACUCGAUGCUUUUGUCCGAAUUGCUCCGGCUGUUGCAGGCGUAGCUGAUACAUCAACAGUUCACCACCUCUUUAAAGCUCUGGUAGGAGAUGGGAAAGGAAUAUCGCUAAGUUUGUGGAUGACUUACAUUUCAGAACUUUCCAAGUGAGGCAGCAUAACCUGUAAUUUCCUUAAUUCUGCUUGCUACAUGUAUUUCAGAACUUUCCGAUCUCCCUACUCAAUUACUGCAUCAUUUUCUUUCAUCUAAUGUUGUUUCUUGGAAAAAAGAGUUUAAAUAUCAAGCAUUUAUAGACUACAUUUUCCCUUAAUUUUCUUUGUAUUUCCGAUGACAGCAGCAUUUUUCAGUCUUCUAUGUUAGUAACUGCAUUUUCCUUUUGUGCUAGAAUUUCAUUCUAUUUUGUUCUCGGAAGCAAACCACUGAAGUGAUCGUGUUUCAUGUGCUGUAGGGUGCAUGAAGGUAGAAAGUCGUAUGAAACGCAUCCUAAUGUUCAACCUCCCGAUGAGGAAGUACUGUGCAUCGGUUCUAGUAGGAAGCGACCGGUUCUUAAAUGGGAAGAAAAUAUUGCAUGGCCUGGAGACCUAACUUUGACAGACCGUGCGUUAUAUUUCGAGGUACAAUUCUUUAAUUGCACUUACAUUUGAUACUUUUUCACUUAUAAGCUAAGGUGGCUUAUGUAAGAAUCAUUAUGUGAAUGCUUUCCUAUUGUUCCUCUGCUUUCUCACCACAUUUGUCAUUGCUCAAUUCUCUUUGUUGAAAUAAAAUACCAAAGAACAACUUGACAUGUGGAGUCUUUUAUGUAAGGAGAUUGUUGGAACUGACGAAGGAAACUAUAAAUAUGGGAAGGGAUCUAAGCCUCCUCAUUUCUUUUGUUUUUUUCUGCUGAUAUUUGAAUUUCCAUAUAAAAUUGAGAACUUAUCAUCUAAAAACAUCAGUCCAUCCAACAUACAUUUUCACUACCUGCAUUUUGUGGGGAUUCUGCACUUUGUGAGCUCAUUGAUAAUUCUUGACUGCUCUUGACUGUUAAAUGAUAGCUAUAGAGGAUAGUAAUUAUUACCGUCGUGUUAAGUUUCUGGAUUGUUGAUUCCCAAUUCUGUAUGAAAUAUUCGGACAGAAAAAUCAGAAAAUAGCAAAUGGUUUUUUGUAGUUCUCUCUGUCCAUCCUAUAUAUUGCAUACAUUUUUCUUAUACUAGAGUGAUACUACACUAAUCCUGAUGUGACACCUUUACUUGGAAAGUUAAUUAAGAGUUGGGUUUGGAAUAUGGAAUAUACAACUUAUUGUGUGCACCCUUUUGUUACCAUUUGACCUUAUAAAGAAACAUAUGCGGCAUAUAUUACGGCUGAAACCCUCGUAUGUGGCAGAAUCACGUGACAGUUUCUUCACAUGAGCUGCAGCCUUCUUCCCUCGCAAGUUGACCUACAUCUCUCUCUUGGAUUAUGGAUUUCUAUGGCUAAUAUUGCAUGCCUCCUUUCACAUAUAUUUUAUUUAAUUAUUUUCAUUUUUGUGCCUUUUUAAUUAUGUCUAACGUGUAAGAGCAUAUCGUUUGAUGUAUCCCCAUGUGCAUAUUUAUGCCAUCUGUAAGCUUCUUUUGUUCGGUGUAUGCACCUAGUAUGCUAUUUCGAACUGCGACAAUAAUUUUAUUUCCUGAAGUAUCUAUUCUUCUUAAGUUUUUGCUAUAUUUGCACAAUAGAUUCAAACAUAUCAACUUUACAUGUGCGGAUCAGCUUUCUAAAUGCGACAAUAUAUUGACGUUAAUAGCUUUCUUCUGUUGCGUUUGCAGAGGGUUGGCAUGGGAGGACCUAAGGAACCAAUAAGACUGGAUCUCUCCAAGCAGGGUUCAAGAGUAAAGAAAACGAAAGUAGGGCCACUCGGUUCCAAGCUUUUUGAUUCAGCUAUUUCUGUCUCCUCUGGUUCAGGGUAUGUGCUAUCAGAAUAUAUUAUCAUAUUUUCUGAUUAUGCUGAUGAUUUCAGUGAUGGACCUGCUAAUAUCUAUUUGAGGUACUGAUAAAAGGAGCACCUAAGGUUUUGUAUAUAGUGGUAGGGGAACAGAAAAUUGAAAAAUACCAAAGGGGAUGGAGACUCUUUUUUAACUUUGAUUGCUGAAAGGGGCCAGAUCAUCCUUAUUCAGCUCUUUCUGUCUCGUUUGGUUCUGGGCAUGUAUUAUCAGAAUAUGCUACCAUUUUGUACUUUUCAUUUCCCAAACGGACCAGAUCAUGCUAAUUUAUCUAUUAUUCUUACAACACCCUUUCAGCAUUAUCUGUCUUUGAGAGGUCAUUGUUUAUUCUUUGCUUUUUCUACUGUCACUCGACUGUGAUUAUUGAUGUCACUUUAUGUAGUUAGCAACUAGGAUGAUCUCUUCUAUCUUUCAGGGGUAUUCUUAUGGAGUAAAUAAGUGAAAACGCUGCUUCAGAUCCCUUCACGGAUCAGAACAAAAGAGGGUGCCCCUUACGGAUUUUUACCAUUCAUUCCCCCUUGGAAGCUAUUUUACUUUUUUCCAAGUGAAUUUUACUAAUUUUCCUAGAGUCAAUGGAUGAGUGUGAUUGAUUCCAACUCUUCCAUUUUCGUGAUGUGUUCUUCAUCCGUACUGUGGUAACUUUACAGCCUUUUAUCUUUGUAGGUCAGAAACUUGGGUUCUUGAGUUUGUUGACUUCGGUGGGGAAAUGAGGAGAGACGUCUGGCACGCCUUCAUUAGUGAAAUUAUUUCAGUGUACGAGUUCAUUCGUGAAUUCGGUCCACAGAGUGGUGACCCCUCCGUUAGGCAGGUAUAUGGCGCCCACAAAGGAAAGAGCAGAGCAAUAAAGAGUGUUGCAAACAGCAUUGCAAGGCUACAGUGCCUUCAGUUCAUCAGAAAGCUGUCCGAGGAUCCAGCCAAGCUCGUUCAGUUUUCCUACCUGCGCAGUGUGCCGUUUGGUGACGUCGUCUUGCAGACCCUGGCAGUCAACUUCUGGGGUGGGCCUCUGAUUACUAAAUAUAGGCAAACUGACCGUGACCAGGCCCGGAAGGCACUACUCUCAGAGGGGAUAGUGUCUUUCGGAGUUAAUGUUUUCGACAUAGAUGGAAGCGCCUACUUACACAACUGGAUGAGAUCUCCUUCCUGGGCGCUGAACCCGUCUGUUCUUUUCUGGAAGAAUACCUCCGUCAGGCAAGGAAUUAUUUUGAGUAAGAACCUGGUCGUAGCCGACUUGAAUACAGUGGAGAGGGCAGCAUUGACGUGCAGGGAGAAAAGCCAGAUAGUUGACCAGAUCCGGGCGACAAUAGAUGCUGCUAUGAUCAAAGGGAUUCCGAGCAACAUCGACCUCUUCAAGGUGCCUAUCUCUACUGAAUACUGUACGGUUUGUUGUGUAUUUGUUGGCUCGAAUUUGGAUCUAUGCUGAGACGGUGGUGGUCACGGUGUUGGUUGGUGUUCAGGAACUUAUGUUUCCUUUUGUGGUCAUGGCCAACAACUUUGAGAAACUCAGACGGUGGGAAGAUCCCUACCUGACUGUAUCUUUCCUGGCAUUUACAUACACAGUCAUUUUCAGGUGAGCAUCGUUCAACUCAAAUGCUACGUACAAAACAUGCGCCUUUUUGUGCUUUUUGGCAAUCAAAGGAUAAAUAUUGGAUGCAUUUCCAUCUUGGAUAUAGUUCACAACGAAAAUAUCUACAUGUCCGGGAAAUUUAGCACGAACUAGAACCCUGUCAAUGUUGGGUAUUCAUAUUUUAGAAGCUCCCCAAUUAUAUUCAUUGUCAGGAUUGCUUUCCCCAAAAGCUCAUCGUUUUGAUGUUACAAUUUCAGCAAAUAUUUUCAAUGCGUGCUUAACAUGGCAUCAGCAAUUAUCAGAUUUUAUGUUCCUCUUGCUCCCCAAAGUAGUUACAGAAAUGUUGAUCCUUCUGAUUUUGAAAUGGGUCAUCACUUUAAUUUAUUUUUUUCCCCCGCUUGUCAGAAACCUGCUGGCAUAUGUGUUACCUGUGACUUUCAUAAUCAUGGCUGCCGCCAUGCUAUUGUUGAAGGGACUGAAAGAACAAGGCCGGCUGGGGAGAUCGUUUGGUAAGGUAACCAUACGGGACCAACCACCCUCAAACACAAUCCAGAAGAUCGUAGCUCUCAAGGAAGCCAUGGCAGACUUGGAGGACCAGCUUCAACGCCUGAAUGUCACCCUUCUUAAAUUUCGUACUAUUCUUUUGGCAGGUCAACCGCAGGUAUGCCUUCAAAAAGUCAUAACCUGGUCAAAGAAAAAUAAUAAAUAUUAUAUCUUCUUUUUCAAUAAAUAAAUAAAUAAAGGCUUCACCAUUCCUGCACCAUUUUUGUGAUAUUCCUUGCAGACCACAACUGAGGUUGCUCUGGUGCUACUCUGUGCUGCAACCGCUCUCCUCCUAGUUCCUUUCAGAUACAUCCUUUCCUUCAUCAUCCUCGAUCUCUUCACGCGAGAGCUGGAGUUCCGCCGGGAGACGGUCACGAAGUUCAGAGCCUUAUUGAAGGAACGCUGGGCCGCUGUACAUGCUCCUCCUGUCGUUAUACUGCCCUAUGAAACUGCCCCACCGAGUUCCCCGAGAGAUUCCCUACCAAAGAAAAAAUCCGAGGAAAAAAAGGUUAGUAACAAUCCCUGA